Molecule: messenger RNA, 1013 nt
Organism: Tarenaya hassleriana
Lineage: Eukaryota; Viridiplantae; Streptophyta; Magnoliopsida; Brassicales; Cleomaceae
Product: Golgi SNAP receptor complex member 1-2-like
Exons: 6
Coding region: 137-856 (239 amino acids)
Biological process (GO): endoplasmic reticulum to Golgi vesicle-mediated transport; vesicle fusion
Cellular component (GO): cis-Golgi network; Golgi membrane; SNARE complex
Molecular function (GO): SNAP receptor activity
Source: RefSeq, a predicted model, not a curated record
AAGAGAACUUGUUUGCUUGCUCAUGUUCUAAUUUCUAACCCGAUCGUCGUCUCGGUGGUCACUGUACGGAGCUCCUGCAUUGGUUCUCCGUGGAGCCGUCGGAGGAGCCGAUAUCUGAAAUAGGUGAAGGUCGGAGAUGAUGGACUCGAGUCUGGAUCUGCAGGAAUCGGGAUGGGAGGAACUCCGGAGAGAAGCUCGUAAGAUCGAAGGCGAUCUCGACGUUAAGCUCUCUUCGUAUGCCAAGCUUGGCGCGAGGUUCAACCAAGGAGGGCACAUUGACACUGGAUCUCCAACUGUGGGAUCUGGAAGAUCAUGGAAGUCAAUGGAGAUGGAAAUCCAAUCAUUGCUAGAGAACCUCUUGGAUAUAAAUGACUCUAUGAGCAGAUGCGCUGCAUCAGCAGCUCCGACAACAUCAGUUACCCAAAAGCUGGCAAGGCACAGGGAUAUACUCCAUGAAUAUACCCAGGAGUUUCGACGAAUCAAGGGAAAUAUAAACUCAAUGAAGGAGCACGCUGAGCUUUUAAGUUCUGUCAGAGACGACAUUAGUGAAUAUAAGGCUUCUGGAAGUAUGUCACCAGGCGUGCAAGUUUUACGGGAGAGAGCUUCCAUCCACGGAAGUAUAUCCCAUAUAGAUGAAGUCAUUAAUCAAGCUCAAGCGGCACGAGCGGUCUUGGGAUCUCAACGGUCAAUGUUUGCAGAUGUUCAAGGGAAAGUAAAACUUCUCGGAGAUAAGUUCCCUGUUAUUCGCGGACUGCUCGGCUCAAUCAGAAGGAGACGUUCUCGGGACACGAUUAUCCUCUCUGCCGUCAUCGCUGCUUGUACGUUGUUUCUAAUAAUCUACUGGCUCUCUAAAUAGCAAAAGUUUCCAUGAGUUAUGUUCAUAGGCAGUGAUAGCACAAGAGCUUUGUUAAGUUCCUAACUUCGAGAUAGAGCUCUUGUUCCAUCUUCUUCCUCAGCCCCCUCAAUUUCCUAGAUAAGUUUUCUCCAGAAUUUUGCUUUUUCUCUUCUCUUUU